AGUGUUCUAUUCCAAAUUUCAGCUUCAUAAUUUCAUAAAUUACUUAAGCAUUUUGACAAAUGUCAUGAUUUAAUUAAGGGGAAAACUACUUACCAAAGAUAUGAAUAAAUAAGGGGAAAACACUAAAUCAUAUUGAUGCUUUUCCUUUUAUGCCCUGUUUGAUUGCUGAGAAUCCAUUGAGAGAUAGAAAGAGAGAGAGAGAGAGAGAGGAGAAGAAGAAGAAGAAGAAGAAGAAGAAGAAGAAGAAGAAAAAAGAAAAAAAGGAAAAAGAAGAAGAGAAUUUCGUGGACAUUCUGAUUCUCGAACACCAAAAAUUGAUUAAUAUGCUGUUUGUGAUCAGAAUUAGCCCUCCAACAGUGGGGUCAAUCAAUCCCUUUGAUCUGUGAAGGCAUUCUGUGAUUUUAUCUUUCCCAUCUAAUAUCGGUUGGAGGAGUGAGAAUGUACAUUGCGGUCACACUAAAGAGAUAUAGAGCAGUGAAAGAAGUUGGGAAGAUUAAAAUGAGAGUUGGGUUCAUUGCUUAUUACCAAUUGAUGCAAGUUUGUCAGGCUGAGUAUUUCCGCCAGUUGCUGAAACCUGUUACGUAGUCUAGUAUAAAAAGCCUUGGGACAUUGGGGCUCACUAUCCCUGGUUUUCUUCAUACAUUAGAAGGCGGUAUUAAGUAAUGAAACAUUAAUUUGAUAAAUGUGAACUUGCAGUAGACACCUCUGCCACAGACACCACUAUUAUUCUGUAAUGGAAACAGCUUAGGUGUAUUAUUUAGUGUUCUCAUUGCUACAAGAACUUUUAUUUAAUUGAAUCUUGAAUAAUCCGGUCCCAGAAGCCAUAGAUUUGUCUUUCAGCAAACUUGGUUAUUCAGUAGGACUAGUCAUGCACUGUGACCAACAAGUUCUCCAUCAGGAGCCAGUGGUCCCUCUUUCAAAUCAAGUGAGAGGUAGUUACAUGGAUAAUGAACCCAUUAUGUCCACCUUUGGUGGGAUAGAUUUACCUUCAGGUGUAAAGCACCCAAGGCCCUUCCAUGGAGUUGAAUUUCAGCCCUUUGAGUUCUGCCCAAAGAAUUUCAUUAUCGUUGAUCAGAGUGAUAAGAGAAGCCAGAUUAUGUUCCACCCAGCAGCUGCUCCCAAAUUCUGUUAUCCUGGUUUAAAUCUUCAUUCCUCUUGCUUCCAAGAUAAUGGUGAUAGGAAUGAUGCACAUAAUGAGGUGAGAGAAAUCUCCUCAUUGCUGAAAGAAGAUUCAGAUGAUAUUGAUGCUUUGUUGAGCUUGGAAGAGGUAGAAGAGGAAGAAUAUGAUGAGGAAGAGGUCAGCACGGCACGGAGUCAUGAAAACUGUGAACUGGAUUCUGCUGAUUCUUGCUCCACUUAUGGUUCAAAAACCAGAAAGAGUAGGCUAUCAUCUUUAGAGAAUUUCUCUAGCAGUGGUAGGAGCUUUAACAGUGAAAGGAAGCGCCAGAACAUGAGGAAGACAAUGAAGCUACUGAGAGGAAUCAUACCUGGUGGUGGCAAUCGAAUGAGCACCGUUGCUGUUCUUGAUGAAGCUGUUAGGUACCUCAAGUCUCUUAAGGUAGAAGCACAAAAGGUUGGAGGCAAUUAGAAUAAAUAUGCAUCCCUGCUGAGUUAACACAAAUUGAACUCUCCUUGUAUUACUAGUAUACCAUAUGAGUUGUCCUUCAAAGGAUUGGUCUCUCUUUCUCUCAACAGGUUGGUCAUAAGAGAAUAAUGUUGCCUAGUGUUCUGCGUGUGGUUUUGGUAGAAAUUCUGGGUAUUGCUGCUGAAUGGUGAAUUUGGGCAAAAAAAUAUGAAUUCUGAGAGUACGGUUUAUGGGGGAAUUUGGGGGGAAGGGUGGGAGUUGAUGUGUGCCAUGCAUACUCUAUCCUAGUUGAUGGUUGUAAUGACUAAAUUUCUGGCCUGUUUCCUACCGCUGCUUUAAAUUUUUUUAUUAAUGCACUCUCCUGUCAUGUACUCAUGUACUCAUGUACAUUUAAUUAAUUAAUUAAUUUAUAUUUUGUUGUUAA
Cornus florida is the source of this 2009-nucleotide messenger RNA. RefSeq names its product transcription factor bHLH144-like. The transcript has 3 exons. Lineage: Eukaryota; Viridiplantae; Streptophyta; Magnoliopsida; Cornales; Cornaceae. The record is from RefSeq and is a predicted model, not a curated record. Gene Ontology annotation, molecular function: protein dimerization activity. Bases 869 to 1588 code for a protein of 239 amino acids.